Messenger RNA from Cladophialophora carrionii CBS 160.54, 543 nucleotides. RefSeq lists its product as uncharacterized. The transcript has a single exon. The record is from RefSeq and is a predicted model, not a curated record. Bases 1 to 543 code for a protein of 180 amino acids. Lineage: Eukaryota; Fungi; Ascomycota; Eurotiomycetes; Chaetothyriales; Herpotrichiellaceae.
AUGGAAGAUCUCUUCGUCGCGGAUAUUGCGGUCGACCCGCGGGCGACUCACGACGGACAUGCCCAUCUCAACCAUGUCGAUUUCAAAUUGCUCUCACCCAGAGAAGCCAUGCUGCCACAGAGCAAUAUUUGGGAACAGUCCUUUCACGACCUGAGAUACGGCUCCAAGCCCGAAGAUACCAUGACUUACCAGGGGGCCGCUCUUUACAAGACAGAGACUGAUUGGGUAAUGAGGCAGCACUAUCACAGUUACAUCCAUGAGCACCGCAGAAGGGAAUAUCUCCAGCAGAAGCUGGGACAGAAGCGAGACGAACUUGAAGAGAUGAGAUACGAGCCCGAUUACGCAGAGACCGACAGAAGAAGACAGCAAGCAGAGCGUGCGCGGUUUUCGAUCGGACCAGACAACAGGCGGUGUUUGCUCGACUGCAGGGACAAAAUGCUGCUUUCGAUGCUCGGCAUCUUCAAGACCAUUCCCCGGCACUUGCAGCAGAGCACUCUCCAGGUCUAUACAUGCCGGCCUCCACAGCAAAUGUUGCUCCGCUAG